Messenger RNA from Ictalurus furcatus (blue catfish), 4456 nucleotides. RefSeq lists its product as uncharacterized. Bases 74 to 4456 code for a protein of 1460 amino acids. The record is from RefSeq and is a predicted model, not a curated record. Lineage: Eukaryota; Metazoa; Chordata; Actinopteri; Siluriformes; Ictaluridae. The transcript has 3 exons.
ACGGACACUUUCAGCUUUUGUUGUGAACUCUGGAGAGCUGGUAUUGGCCAGUGCUGGUACAAAGGUUUCACUGAUGCUAAAGACCAAGUUGAAUGCUGCAGCUGGUAUAGAAGUGUUUGUAGACGUGUUUGCUGAAGUGGUGUUUGUUGAAGAGGUGUUUGUUGAAGUCGUGUUCGUUGAAGUCGUGUUCGUUGAAGUCGUGUUUGUUGAAGAGGUGUUUGUAGACGUGCUCGGAAUUGAAGACGUGUUUGUUGAAGUCGUGUUUGUUGAAGACGUGUUUGUUGAAGACGUGUUUGUAGACGUGCUCGGGGUUGAAGACGUGUUUGUUGAAGUUGUGUUUGUUGAAGUUGUGUUUGUUGAAGAGGUGUUUGUUGAAGAGGUGUUUGUUGAAGAGGUGUUUGUUGAAGAGGUGUUUGUAGACGUGCUAGGGGUUGAAGACGUGUUUGUUGAAGUCGUGUUUGUUGAAGAGGUGUUUGUUGAAGAGGUGUUUGUAGAUGAAGAUGUGUUUGUUGAAGAGGUGUUUGUAGACGUGCUAGGGGUUGAAGACGUGUUUGUUGAAGUCGUGUUUGUUGAAGAGGUGUUUGUAGACGUGCUCGGGGUUGAAGACGUGUUCGUUGAAGUUGUGUUUGUUGAAGUCGUGUUUGUAGAUGAAGACGUAUUUGUUGAAGAGGUGUUUGUAGACGUGCUCGGGGUUGAGGACGUGUUUGUUGAAGUCGUGUUUGUUGAAGAGGUGUUUGUAGACGUGCUCGGGGUUGAAGACGUGUUUGUUGAAGUUGUGUUUGUAGAUGAAGACGUAUUUGUUGAAGAGGUGUUUGUAGACGUGCUCGGGGUUGAAGAGGUGUUUGUUGAAGUCGUGUUCGUUGAAGUCGUGUUUGUUGAAGAGGUGUUUGUUGAAGUCGUGUUCGUUGAAGUCGUGUUUGUUGAAGAGGUGUUUGUUGAAGACGUGUUUGUUGAAGUGGUGUUUGUUGAAGAGGUUUCUGGAGACGUGCUCGAGUUUGAAGUGGUGUUUGUUGAAGUGGUGUUUGUUGACGACGUGUUUGUUGAAGUCGUGUUUGUUGAAUUUGUGUUUGUUGAAGUCGUGUUUGUUGAAGUCAUGUUUGUUGAAGUCGUGUUUGUUGAAGAGGUUUCUGGAGACGUGCUUGAGUUUGAAGUCACGUUUGUUGAAGUCGUGUCUGUUGAUGACGUGUUUGUAGACGAGGUUUCUGGAGACGUGCUCGGGGUUGAAGAGGUGUUUGUUGAAGUCAUGUUUGUUGAAGUUGUGUUUGUUGAAGUCGUGUUUGUAGACGUGCUCGAGGUUGAAGUCGUGUUUGUUGAAGAGGUGUUUGUUAAAGAGGUGUUUGUAGACGUGCUCGAGUUUGAAGUAUUGUUUGUUGAAGUGGUGUUUGUUGAAGUGGUGUUUGUUGAAGAGGUGUUUGUAGACGUGCUCGAAUUUGAAGACGUGUUUGUUGACGUUGUGUUUGUUGAAGUGGUGUUUGUUGAAGAGAUUUCUGGAGACGUGCUCGAGUUUGAAGUCAUGUUUGUUGAAGUCGUGUCUGUUGACGACGUGUUUGUUGAAGAGGUGUCUGGAGACGUGCUCGGGGUUGAAGAGGUGUUUGUUGAAGACAUGUUUGUUGACGUGGUGUUUGUUGAAGUGGUGUUUGUAGAAGUGGUUUCUGGAGACGUGCUCGAGUUCGAAGUCGUGUUUGUUGAAGUCAUGUUUGUUGAAGAGGUGUUUGUUGAAGUCAUGUUUGUUGAAGUGGUGUUUGUUGAAGUCGUGUUUGUUGAAGUCGUGUUUGUUGAAGAGGUUUCUAGAGACGUGCUCGAGUUUGAAGUGGUGUUUGUUGAAGUGGUGUUUGUUGAAGUGGUGUUUGUUGAAGAGGUUUCUGGAGAUGUGCUCGAGUUUGAAGUGGUGUUUGUUGAAGUCGUGUUCGUUGAAGUCGUGUUUGUUGAAGAGGUGUUUGGAGACGUGCUCGAGUUUGAAGUAUUGUUUGUUGAAGACGUGUUUGUUGAAGUCGUGUUUGUUGAAGAGGUUUCUAGAGACGUGCUCGAGUUUGAAGUGGUGUUUGUUGAAGUCGUGAUUGUUGAAGAGGUAUUUGUAGACGUGCUUGGGGUUGAAGAAGUGUUUGUUGAAGUCAUGUUUGUUGAAGAGGUUUCUGGAGACGUGCUUGAGUUUGAAGUCAUGUUUGUUGAAGUCGUGUCUUUUGACGACGUGUUUGUAGAAGAGGUGUUUGUAGACGUGCUCGAAUUUGAAGACGUGUUUGUUGAUGACGUGUUUGUUGACGACGUGUUUGUUGAAGUCGUGUUUGUUGAAGACGUUUCUGGAGACGUGCUCGAGUUUGAAGUGGUGUUUGUUGAAGUGGUGUUUGUUGAAGAGGUUUCUGGAGACGUGCUCGAGUUUGAAGUCGUGUUUGUUGAAGUUGUGUUUGUUGAAGAGGUAUUUGUAGACAUGCUUGGGGUUGAAGACGUGUUUGUUGAAGUCGUGUUUGUUGAAGAGGUUUCUGGAGACGUGCUCGAGUUUGAAGUGGUGUUUGUUGAAGUCGUGUCUGUUGACGACGUGUUUGUAGAAGAGGUGUUUGUAGACGUGCUCGAGUUUGAAGACGUGUUUGUUGACGACGUGUUUGUUGAAGAGGUUUCUGAAGACGUGCUCGAGUUUGAAGUCAUGUUUGUUGAAGUCGUGUCUGUUGACGACGUGUUUGUAGAAGAGGUGUUUGUAGACGUGCUCGAGUUUGAAGACGUGUUUGUUGACGACGUGUUUGUUGAAGAGGUGUCUGGAGACGUGCUCGAGUUUGAAGACGUGUUUGUUGAAGUGGUGUUUGUUGAAGAGGUUUCUGGAGACGUGCUCGAGUUUGAAGUCAUGUUUGUUGAAGUCGUAUCUGUUGACGACGUGUUUGUAGAAGAGGUGUUUGUAGACGUGCUCGAGUUUGAAGACGUGUUUGUUGACGACGUGUUUGUUGAAGAGGUGUCUGGAGACGUGCUCGAGUUUGAAGUAUUGUUUGUUGAAGACGUGUUUGUUGAAGUCGUGUUUGUUGAAGAGGUUUCUAGAGACGUGCUCAAGUUUGAAGUGGUGUUUGUUGAAGUGGUGUUUGUUGAAGAGGUUUCUGGAGACGUGCUCGAGUUUGAAGUAUUGUUUGUUGAAGACGUGUUUGUUGAAGUCGUGUUUGUUGAAGAGGUUUCUAGAGACGUGCUCGAGUUUGAAGAGGUGUUUGUUGAAGAGGUGUUUGUUGAAGAGGUUUCUGGAGACGUGCUCGAGUUUGAAGUGGUGUUUGUUGAAGUCAUGUUUGUUGAAGAGGUAUUUGCAGACAUGCUUGGGGUUGAAGAAGUGUUUGUUGAAGUCAUGUUUGUUGAAGAGGUUUCUGGAGACGUGCUUGAGUUUGAAGUGGUGUUUGUUGAAGUGGUGUUUGUUGAAGAGGUUUCUGGAGACGUGCUCGAGUUUGAAGUGGUGUUUGUUGAAGUGGUAUUUGUUGAAGAGGUUUCUGGUGACGUGCUCGAGUUUGAAGUGGUGUUUGUUGAAGUGGUGUUUGUUGAAGAGGUUUCUAGAGACGUGCUCGAGUUUGAAGUGGUGUUUGUUGAAGUGGUGUUUGUUGAAGAGGUAUUUGCAGACAUGCUUGGGGUUGAAGAAGUGUUUGUUGAAGUCGUGUUUGUUGAAGAGGUUUCUGGAGACGUGCUUGAGUUUGAAGUCAUGUUUGUUGAAGUCGUGUCUGUUGAUGACGUGUUUGUAGAAGAGGUGUUUGUAGACGUGCUCGAGUUUGAAGACGUGUUUGUUGACGACGUGUUUGUUGAAGAGGUGUCUGGAGACGUGCUCGAGUUUGAAGACGUGUUUGUUGAAGACGUGUUUGUUGAAGUCGUGUUUGUUGAAGUCGUGUUUCUUGAAGAGGUUUCUAGAGACGUGCUCGAGUUUGAAGUGGUGUUUGUUGAAGUCAUGUUUGUUGAAGAGUUAUUUGCAGACAUGCUUGGGGUUGAAGAAGUGUUUGUUGAAGUCGUGUUUGUUGAAGAGGUUUCUGGAGACGUGCUUGAGUUUGAAGUCAUGUUUGUUGAAGUCGUGUCUGUUGACGACGUGUUUGUAGAAGAGGUGUCUGGAGACGUGCUCGAGUUUGAAGACGUGUUUGUUGAUGAUGUGUUUGUUGACGACGUGUUUGUUGAAGUCGUGUUUGUUGAAGAGGUUUCUGGGGACGUGCUCGAGGUUGAAGUGGUGUUUGUUGAAGUCGUGAUUGUUGAAGAGGUUUCUGGAGACGUGCUCAAGUUUGAAGUCAUGUUUGUUGAAGUCGUGUCUGUUGACGACGUGUUUGUAGAAGAGGUGUCUGGAGACGUGCUCGAGUUUGAAGACGUGUUUGUUGAUGACAUGUUUGUUGAAGACGUGUCUGGAGACGUGCUCGAGUUUGAAUUCGUGUUGGGUGAAGUGGUGUUUGUUGAAGUGGUGUUUGUUGAAGUGGUGUUUGUUGAAGUGUUUGUUGAAGAGGUGUUUGUCACUAUUAAUUGA